AUGAUGUUACCAACGUCUCGAUCGUCGGUUUCACUUCUUUCAAAAACAUCGCUGUCUUCAACAACAUUACCAUCAACAGAAUCCUCCAUGUUACGAAUCGGGUUUACCGAAAACAUAACUGCCCAAAACAUGACAGAUGUGCAACUUCCAAGAGAAAUGACGUUCAACGAUGACAGCAUCAUGUCCGUUAUCGCCUACUCUUGCCUUUUUGUUGUUGCAGCUUCAGGAAAUUUAAUAGUUUUCAUUACAUUGUUUAGGAGUCGCAGGAUUAAGUCUAGAGUUAACACUUUUAUCAUGCACCUUUCCAUUGCCGAUCUAAUUGUUGCCUUCAUCAUGCUGCCUCUAGAAACGGGAUGGCAUAUCACGGUUCGUUGGGAGGCCGGGGAUGCCGCCUGCAGGAUUUUAAUGUUUUUUCGUGCUCUUGGAUUUUACUUGUCAUCGUUCGUGUUAGUCACGAUAAGUCUGGAUAGGUACUUUUCCAUAGUGCAUCCAAUGAGUCUUCAUGACGCAGAAAGAAGAGGCAAGAUCAUGUUGACACUGGCAUGGCUUCUUAGCGCCGUGGCUAGUCUUCCUCAGGGUGUUAUAUUUCAUGUGGAGAAUCAUCCAGUGUUCAAGUGGUACACUCAGUGCGUCACUUUUAACUUUUUUCCUACCCCAAAACACGAGCUCGCAUAUAACCUGUUCAACGUCAUCACAGUGUACGCUUUACCGUUAUUCAUCAUCACCACGUCAUAUUCACUGAUUCUCUACAAAAUAUCGAAAAAAGCCAAACAGGCUAAAGACGACUGUUUGGAGUUUGGUUCACAUAAAUAUCGAUGUCACAGCUAUCCACCCGGAAAAGGGAUUGUGUCGUGUGCUAGGGCAGGCAAGAUAGGCAAGGCGAGAAUACGAACAUUGAAGAUGACAUUGGUUAUAGUGACAGUUUUUGUUCUUUGCUGGACUCCUUAUUUUUUCAUGGCGGCUUGGUGGUGGAUUGACAAACAGUCAGCGGUAAAUAUUGAUCCGAAGGUGCAGAGAGGGUUGUUCAUCUUUGCUGUUUCAAAUGCCUGUAUCGACCCUAUAGUCUAUGGAAUGUUUACGACAGCUUUCCGACGAGAGGCCAGAAAAUGGAGGGGAUGGUUCAAACAGAGACUUAACAAAAUGGGACUUUAUACAAUGACCCCCAACACAGCCAUAGAGCAAGAAAACUUUAAGUAG
Molecule: messenger RNA, 1197 nt
Organism: Ylistrum balloti
Lineage: Eukaryota; Metazoa; Mollusca; Bivalvia; Pectinida; Pectinidae
Product: adipokinetic hormone/corazonin-related peptide receptor variant I-like
Exons: 6
Coding region: 1-1197 (398 amino acids)
Biological process (GO): G protein-coupled receptor signaling pathway
Cellular component (GO): membrane
Molecular function (GO): peptide binding; vasopressin receptor activity
Source: RefSeq, a predicted model, not a curated record